UUUAUUUAUUCACAUCUAUUCCGUCUCCGACAACAAUGAUUUAAAACGUUAAAAAAAUUAAUUAGCAAAGAAAAUGGAUUGUUCGGGCCGUUUUCUAACAUGGCAGCUGACAACACCAAUGUUGGUCAUUGUGUGGUAGGACAGAUGUCAGGAGGUGUCGACGCCGCUGUGUGCACACACAAUGGUGCUUCCACCACUGCUGAAGAGUGUAUCGGGAGACGUAGUUUGCGGGAUUGUACUCGGCGGCCAGUCUGGAGAAGGGAAAGUAUUGAUAAUGUUGUUGCAUGUGAGGAGGGAAGAGGAAACAGUGGGCUGGCGUCCUCCUGGUCAGCAGAGUGCUGUGGACCCACCGAGUGCAGCCAUUAACCUUCAAGAACAUGAGCAGCGGGUGAAAGAAGAGGUGAUCAGAGGAGCCGCAAGAAGCAGUGGCAGGAGCCGCCCACGACCACCACGACCCACGGAGAGGGCCACAACCUGCUCCACCAACCAGCCUUCAUAUCCACCACCACCACUACUGACCUGCUCGAGAGAGACCUGCAGGGAGUCGAAGUGGUGUCUAGUGUUUUUAAGAAUAGCUCCGCCAACAACCUCAUUAUGGCCUGACAUGAAGUCUGCAGAGUGUUGUCCGGGCUCCAUGAAAGCGUGUGCGCGCGCACCACGGUAAACGCUGGUUCUAAAUGGAUGAGUUUGAGGCUGGUCGUUCCUCGUGUGUGGUUUACAGAUACUCUGUCAUAGGGGGUCCCUACCCCCCGCUAGUCAAGAUGUAGCUCGUUCUGGCUGCGCGCUACGUGUAACUAUUAGGUAUCUGUGUGGCGUGAGUGUGUAGCUUGCAAGCCUUGGCAAGUGCUACAUCAUCUUGGACGGAACACCGAAGCUGCUACCAGCAACCUGUCCUACCACCACCACUGGUACACCAGCACCCACCACCGGUACACCAGCACCCACCACCGGUACACCAGCAAGAGGUGGUGAGCGACGCAGAAGACACCAUGAAUCGGGUGAGGACUGUGGCGUGCGUCGUCGUGGUGGUUGCCGCCUUGUCUUGGCACCGCGUCGCCGCCACCUGGUGGUUGCUGGGGAUGAACAGUGCACAGAUGCAGAGUUCGGCAGAGUUGGCGCCCCACAGGUACCGCGAGGAGUGCAACAACCUCACCUACCUCGUGGCCAAGCAGAAGCAACUGUGUCGCCUCUCCCAGAACGUCCUUAAGACUGUGAGCCAGGGAGCCAGGAUGGGCAUCACAGAGUGCCAGCACCAGUUCAACAUGCACCGCUGGAACUGCUCCACCUUCACCAACUCUCCCUACGUCUUCGGUCACCUCCUCCGCAUCAAGAGCAGGGAGAAGGCAUACGUUUAUGCCAUCUCUGCUGCUGGUGUUGCCUACAGCGUCACCAGAGCCUGUAGCCGAGGAGAGUUAACAGAGUGUGGCUGUGACGAGCGUAUUCGUCAGCGACCCACCCGAGGCAGGUGGGAGUGGGGAGGGUGUUCAGAAGACCUGCGGUUCGGAGAAUAUUUUAGCAAGGAGUUCGUGGAUGCCCGUGAAGCCAGGAACACUGCAGAUGGCCUCAUGAACCUCCACAAUAAUGAGGCUGGCCGGAGGGCGAUCAGGUCGGAGAUGGAGCUGGUGUGUAAGUGCCACGGGGUGUCAGGCUCAUGUUCGAUGCGGGUCUGCUGGCGGAGGAUGGCUGCCUUCAGAAACAUUGGCGACUCUCUCUUGCAGCGCUUUGAGGGUGCAUCCAUUGUCAGGUUUGUGAAAAAGAGGAAGAGGAAGAAACUGCGGCCCUUGAAGAGAGGGUUCAAGCGACCCAGCAGGCGAGACCUGGUCUACUUGGAGGAGUCCCCAGAUUACUGCACACGCAAUGAAGAACUUGGUGUACUUGGGACUGAGGGGCGUAUGUGUAACAAGACCAGCUGGGGAAUGGAUGGCUGUAGGAUCUUGUGCUGUGGUCGGGGGUACCAAACCAUGGUCAGAGAAGUGACUGAAAAAUGCAAUUGCAGAUUCAUCUGGUGCUGUAAAGUGCAGUGCGAGAAGUGCCAAGUUUCCCGUGAGGAACAUUACUGUAACUAAAGAAAACGGUCUUGGACUACUAAGUACAGGUACUGUAUACAAAAAGCAUCAAUGUUUAUAAUAUUACCUGCUCUGCAUUUGUUGCAGGGUGAUUCGAGAAUGUAUGUCCAUAACAAAAAUAUUCAUAAAAUUGUUUCCCAUAGUUAGGGUUUCCUAUAAUUAGAGUUUACAAAGGUUUAUGGUUAGACAUUCAGGAAGAUUGUACAUAAUAUUUUAAAAGAAACAUUUUACUGUGUAUGAAAGUUCAACAGUUAAUAGAUUAUUUAUGUCAUUGGACUUGCGUGUUCCUCCCUAAUAGAUUAUAUAAUAUGAUUUAAGUGUCCAAGAUGUGCAAUGUUGUCAUUUAGGAGCAGAGUAUGGACACUGAAUAAACAGCACAACAGAAAAAUUGAAAAUGAGCUGUUAUUUGCAAUGAAAACCAAAUAUGUAAUUAAUAUAUUGUUUUAUUCAGCAUUGCUGGCAAUUUAGUGCUGGUCCUAAAUGACAUUCCUAUAACUAUGCUACUAAUUUAGUGGUGACUCUAAAUUAUAUUCCUAUAAUUAAGAAUUAAUAUUGGAUGAAGCAGUAACUGUGUUUAGUUUCAUUUCUUGUACCUGAUUCUUUUUGUAAAUACUGUAUGUACCUCAGCUUUCAAACUGCAGCAUCUUUCAAAUGUGAAAAAUAUAUAACAAAUAUAUUAAUUUCAUUGUAAGAGAUUGAACUGUAUAUAUUAAAUCCCACCUCUAUGCCAAUAUCUUAACCUUGUACAUUAAUUGCUACAAUAGUUAUACAAUGUCACAAACUGAUGUAAUAUUUAAGCUUAAAGUAUUACCAUACUGGAUAUAUGGAAAUGUGAAAUACAGUAUUACUUUAAGAAAAUGUUAGAACUGUAGAAGCAGAUCAGUUUAAACAGCAAUUUUAUAAGGCUGUGGAUGCCAUCCAGAUUUUUGACACAUUUGUAAGGAAGAAUGCACAUAAUUAGAACAAUACAUGCAGUAUUUAGAUGUGUGUUUGUUGGUGUGGUGCUUGUGUAAAUUAUUAUGUACAUAUACAUGCAUGUAUAUGUGUUUUUAUAUCCGUAAUAUGUAUGUACAUACAUAGUGCUGGAGACGAUCUUUACUUGGUGACAUGUCAUACUAGUGUCCGAGUCAACAUACCAGUACAGUAAUUCACUAAUUAGUAUUGCCUUCGCUGGAUCAGUGACUGUCAAUAUCUUUCAUCUUUUGGCAUUACUGAAUGCCACAAUAGGUUUACACAGUCCCCCAUUCCAUCACCAGAUCAGUAACUGAAUACAUUUUAUCAAUCCAUAUUGCCUUCACCUGCUUGUAUAUUUGCUUUUCUGUUAAGCCGUAAAAAUAUAUCAGAUAAUGUCACUCAUCAGUUUUUGAACUACCAGGCAAGUGAAUUAAUUCAAUAUUUUAAGUAUUGAAUUAAAUAAUAAUUUGAUUACACUUAUAAUAAGAUACUUUGUGUUUAUUUCUUCACCAGACCAAAUCAAGUCUCCAGCAGUGUGUAUACAGUAUGUAUAAUAAAACUAUUGUGUUAGGUUUGCAUGUGGUGUAUUCGUUUUCUGCAAUACACUAAUGUAAGAAUUACAUGUGAAGGAUACCUAAGCAAAACUUGUCUUGUUCCAGAUGUUGACAAGACUUAUCUUUAAAUUAGUGGUUUUAGGGAUGUAAUGAGUCAUAUGAUGGCCUGGUACAUAGAUUUAGAAAAUGAAUUGUUGUUUGGACAAUACUGUAGAUAUAAAAACAACAUCCAGGAUAUUCACAGCUGCUCUUUGUUAUCUAUGAAACUGAAGAUGCGCUGCAUGCUGGCUACAUAUCAAAAAAUUAAAAUUAAUACUAAGCAAACUUUGUUCACCAACUGCAGGCAUUAAAAGAAAAACAUUGUAGAAUGACAGAGCAACUCUAUUGCUUCUACACCCCGCUGGAACAUUAGAAGUCUCAAAAAGGGUUUCAGAAUGCCACUCCAAAGAGCUCCCUCAUCUCUCUCCUCCAGAUCUUGGACUGAAUAACUUGUAGAGAAAGUGAUGACGUUUCAGUCCAUCCUGGAACCAUUAUCGAGCACACUAGGAGAUCACAAUAACCUGUUAAUGUGGGGUGUCUGGGGUUACCCAGGACACUUGCUCAAUCCCCAUCCUACUCGAUUCAUUUUCUCUGUAUGAAGUUGUGAAGGAAGAGAGAAUGUAUGUGUAACUAUAAGGCAAGAGGUAAGACAUGAGAAGUAAAGCAUGAAAACCAGGCUGGUAUAAGAACAAAGGAAACAGCAGAAGGUAUGAUGGCGGCCAAAGAAAGCACAAAAAAGAAAUGGAAAUAGUUCUUCAGUUUGGGAAAAAAAGUGUCUUCAUAAGCAAUGUUCGAGACAAUGCAUUGCUGGAGGAAGCAAUUUGGAAAACUUAAAAUUUAUUCCUCAAGGGCAGCAUUUUUCAACCACUGUGCUUCAACAAAGGUAAAUAGGAAUUCCACAAGAGAUACUGAUAAAUUGGCUAAUUCUAAUCAUAUGCAAAUAUUUUUUAAGUCAUUUUAGUGUUUGUUUUCUCAUUUAACCAGUAUGAAGAGCAAAGACAGAAAUUAUUUCCUUUCAGUUGACAAUGAAAUCUGUUUUAUCUAAAGUAUGACCCAGAAUUAUUUCAAGGAUACAAAGGUUGAAAAAUGCUGCUCUAGAGGGAAUCAAACAUCAGAAUAAAUGCAAAAUCACAUCUAUAUGAAAUACAUAUGUUGUAUAUAUAAGGCUCAGAACACUUUGAAAUCCAUUGAGAACUUAUUAACUUUAAUCUUAAUUAAAUCACUAGAAAAUGUUGAUAUAAAUUUUAAGUUCAACUUUAUUUUGAUAAUGCACAUCUUUAUUUGUAGAAAAUGCACAAUAUAGAAGUUACAAUUAAUGUAUAGCCAUAUUUAUUUGGAAUACAUUUUUGCAGUUUUGUUUUAUGAUAAAAUAUAACAUGGUUUUUAUAAUUACAUAAAGUGGCGUAUAUUAGAUCCAUCUUGUGCAUUAAAAAUCACUGAAGAAUAUAUGUUGCUAGUUAAUCACUAUCAUUAGUUUCUAACAAGAAUGAGUUGUAUAUAUAUUUUUGAUGAUGUACAGUACUGUAUAUGCUUGAUCUAUACAUACUAUAAAUAGAAUUGCUUUUCCUAACUAAAAAUAUAUUUCCAUAUACUGCCUUCAAAUUUUCAAGGCUUUCUUCUACCCUAGUAUCCUUACCUUGUUAUUCAUCUAUUCAUUUUCCUCGAGGUAAAUACCACCAAAACUUCAUUCAGCAUGGCUUGGGUGUACAACCUUUUCAUGGCACAGAUCCAUGAUCUGUGAUCCAUGGAUCCUUGAUUUAUGUGCUGGCUGAGAGAAGUGGUAUAUGGUAGUGCCAUACAUGUUAUUUUGCCUUCAGUUAAGGUUAAUGUGUCAGUAUUGGGGUGAACAGAGGCAUUAUUAAGCAAUAGCCAAGCCCAAACUUUACUUGGCCUCACUCCAUGAUUCUUAAUUUAAUCAUAGACUUACAAAACACAUACUUAAACCAAGAAAGAAAAAUCUUGAAUGUAAAUCAUGCAUUCUUUGAAUGAUGAUAAUAUACAGGCAUACUGUGAUUUCAGCCCCUUAAACAAAUAAUAAAAUUUGUUUCUGCAUACUCAAAGAAUAUGCAAUGAUUGUGUACUCGCCUAAUGUGUGUGCAUAUAAAUAAUAAUGAUGCAAUAAAAAUAUAUGAAACA
Messenger RNA from Procambarus clarkii (red swamp crayfish), 5749 nucleotides. Its product is annotated as protein Wnt-5b. Gene Ontology annotation, biological process: neuron differentiation; canonical Wnt signaling pathway; cell fate commitment. The record is from RefSeq and is a predicted model, not a curated record. Lineage: Eukaryota; Metazoa; Arthropoda; Malacostraca; Decapoda; Cambaridae. Gene Ontology annotation, cellular component: extracellular region. Gene Ontology annotation, molecular function: frizzled binding; cytokine activity.